Scleropages formosus (Asian bonytongue) is the source of this 2662-nucleotide messenger RNA. RefSeq names its product ras-related protein Rab-21-like. Gene Ontology annotation, molecular function: GTPase activity; GTP binding. The transcript is spliced from 7 exons. NCBI's taxonomy places the organism in Eukaryota, Metazoa, Chordata, Actinopteri, Osteoglossiformes, Osteoglossidae. The coding region runs from base 338 to 997 and encodes 219 amino acids. The record is from RefSeq and is a predicted model, not a curated record. Gene Ontology annotation, biological process: Rab protein signal transduction.
UGUGACCCUCGUGCUGACGUCGCGAGAAGAGACGCCAUUAGACACGAUCGCAGGAGCGCUCACGCACUCGCUCGCGCCCACACACUCUCGCACGAAGAAGCGCUGUCUGUGGUGGUCGUGGCCGGACGGAGACAGACGGUCUCCCGGCCCGACAGCGAGCCCCCUGGUCGCCGGGGAUUGGGGGGAUGUUUCCGGCGGCACGCCUCCUCCUCUGCGGACAGUCGCGGCCGUCCGACGUGACUCGCCGCCGUUCUCUUUCUUCGAACGUUUUUUCUUUUCUGUUUUUUAAAACUAAUUAUUUUUUGUAACAAUUAUUAAUUCGGGACUGCCGGCGGGGAUGGCGGCUGCGGGAGCCGGAGGAGCAGGAGGAGGGGGGAGUCGGAGCCAUUCAUUCAAGGUGGUUCUGCUGGGCGAGGGCUGCGUGGGAAAGACGUCGCUGGUGCUGCGCUACUGCGAGAACAAGUUCAACGACAAACACAUCACGACCCUGCAGGCGUCCUUCCUGACGAAAAAGCUCAACAUUGGAGGGAGAAGAGUCAACCUUGCCAUAUGGGACACAGCUGGCCAGGAGAGAUUCCAUGCUCUGGGACCCAUCUACUACCGGGACUCAAACGGAGCCAUAUUGGUGUAUGACAUCACAGAUGAGGACUCUUUCCAGAAGGUGAAAAACUGGGUGAAAGAAUUAAAGAAAAUGCUGGGGGACAACAUAUGUUUGUGUAUAGUAGGCAAUAAAAUAGAUCUUGAAAAGGAGAGAAACGUGUCCGUUGAAGACGCGGAGAGGUACGCCGAGUCGGUGAGGGCGAAACACUACCACACGUCUGCCAAGCUCAACAAGGGAAUCGAGGAGCUCUUCCUGGACCUGUGCAAAAGAAUGAUGGAGUUUGCACAGGACAACGGCACCAGCCAGGCGCAGCCGUCACGACGGGGAGUGCAGAUCGCGGACGACGAGCCCCCGGCAGCCACAGCCGCUGGAGGGGGGUGCUGUUCCUCUGGAUAGCUGGUCUCUGUGACGUGACUCUCCUCCACCCUCUACCCCCCACCCCAGUACUACUCUAUUCUUACUCUCCAGCACCACCUUUCAUAAAGACUGCCAAACAUUAAUUCUCCACGACCCCCCCAUGCCCUGUGAAUAAUGUGCUUACCGCUAUUUUCAGUAAUCAUGUUUUAUAAUCCACACAAGUGGGACUUUGACCAGUCUGCUGAACCUGAUGACUGUAACGGGAGGUCGGAGAAAGACCCAACAGCUCAUACAACAGACUAAGUGGUUUCUUCAGAGACCGUUUCCACCCAAAGACCCCACACCUGCACUACACUUUUUACUCAUCAACAUAGGAAGUGUGUUUGUACAAUGCAAGUCUGUAUGGAACUUCAUUUGGUUUACUUUUAAUAACUCAUCUUUAUUAUUUAAUAACUUAUGGCAAAUGGGGAAACAUUUUGUACUUCUGUGGUGCAUUAUGAGAAACAUAUAGUAGCAGCUUUUUUCUUUCUUUCUUUAUUUUCUUAAAUUUUGCAGAUCUCAUCUCAUUUUGCUGUUUUUUUUUUUUGUACUGGCCUGUACAACACUACUUAUACUGUACUUCUCCCCACUUCCUGAGUUGGUGUAUAUGAGUCUAGAGUCUGAACGACAUGUAAUAAUUGUAUCUGCCUUUAUGAGCUUCUGAGGGGGGAUAUGCAGGUGAAGGAAAGUUGUUCAUUAGUUUUGAUAUUGUGAAAUGAUUAAUAGUCGUCAAUGGAAGCACACUUUUUGGAUUUUUUUUUUUUUUUUUAAAACUGCUAGCAUCAUAGGUGUUUUGUAAUAGAACAAUUAUAAUGAUUUACAGUGAACUGGUGUCAUAGGAAUGGUUAUUGUCCUCUGUCUAAAUCUAGCUUCUUGUGUAAUUUUGCAUACAAAAUGCAUAUUUAUGUUUCCUAUGUAAUGUAAACUACACAGGGAUGGCACAGUUGUGCAGCAGGUAGCUCAGUGAUUGAAUGCGUGUGCACAGCCAUUGUGAUUUACUGGCGUUCCGUCCCCCUUUCUGUCCCUAGUGUCCUGUGCCUCUAGGAUAGGAUCCUGACCAUGAGGAAUAAGUCAGCCUUUAGGAUGGAUGGAUGGAUGGAUGGGCUUAUCUGUCGACCCUCACUUCACACACUUGCCUUCUUACCUGCCCUUCUAGUGGGUUGGUUGUCGUCCCCCAACACCCCCCCCCCCCCCCAAACUAUAGAUACUUGUCCUCUUGAGCAGCACAAAGAGGAUAGUCGGUGGUCCAGGAAUCAUGUAAGCUGACACCGUCCUGGUGGCCUAGAACCCUGCUCCACUGAAAAAACAUGUUAAACUUUUUACCCCUGAUGUGACACACACCAAAAUUCAUUACAGCACUUAAGCUGUUACUUAAGAAAACAUUUGCUGCGCCGACGCUGCGACAUCCUCAAGCUUUCAAAGCCCCCAAGCUCUGUGUCCACGAGACUGAUGGUGUCACUGAGAAGAAUGACUACCAGUAUCCAGGACACAGCAGUGUUAUGGUCAAAGCAGUAGUGUCAUUAGGUUUGGUGUCACAGACCCCUGCCAUGAGCAUCCUCCCUUACCAGACCAUACAGAAUCCUUAGUAAAGUUUCUAUUUGUACUGAAGUUACUCGUAAAUCGUAAUUCUAGUAUAUCACAAUGUAAUGGCAAUAGUAGUGAUAU